CACACACACUCUCGUGCAUACAUCAUCUGGGCUGCUCUCCUCUCUCCUCUCAUUGGAUGUUUGUCGCUGGGAACUUUGGAGAUCCGUCUCUUUUGUGGUUCGGUGCGCAGAGAGGAGCUUGUGUUGCAGUUUUCGGACAGCACAGAUGUUUCCAGUUUGACCUCCUCCUCCGUCACGUCUGGAUGCCCCCACCUAUUUGUGCCAAAGGAGCAGAGGAGGAUGGAGAGAGACACGAUGGGCGCACAUCCAGUGAUGUGACUUCUUUUUAUAGACAAAUGGUGAAGUUUGAAGUAAUAUUUAGCAAUGCGGCAGAGAGGAGGAAGGAAAAUCACUUCUCUUCAUCAAAUUCUGCAGAGUAGCCUGCAAAUCUGCUCCGUGUCAGUCUCCACUGCUGUCUGCAAAGUGGCAGCUUUCCACUGCACUUCUGUCCAAAAUUUAGCUGACGUCAGUGUCUCCAGAAGAUGCUGAGAAAGAUGGUGACGUUGAGGAGGUUCCUCCACGUGAAGGGAGACGUGAUGUGCACGAUGCUGCUGCUGGUGCUGUUUUGUCUGCUGCUUUACGCCCGCCAGGUGGUGGUGUCCUCUGGGUGGGACAGGCCUGUGUGGAAGCUGGAAAUCCAUGGCUCCACCAGCUCCAGCAGGAACCUACUGGGUGCCAGCGGGGCCAAAGGAGGCCAGGAGUCUUCUGGGCAGAUCCAAUCCAGCCCUUCCGAGCCACAAAUGCCAUCCUGCAAGCCCCAAUCCAAGUCCAAACCUCCUCAGUCUAAGCCCAAACCUCCUCAGUCUAAGCCCAAACCUCCUCAGACCAAGCCCAAACCUCAGGUCAAAUCUAAGGGGAAAUCAAAGUCCCGACGGAAAAAUGCUGUUCCGACCAAGCCAGCUGGCAAGCCCCUGCCCACGAUGCCACCGUUUGACUUUGAGGGCUAUCUGAGAGAAAAGGACAACAGAAACUUUAAGCUGCUCAUUGACCAGCCAGAUAAAUGUCACAUCGAAGGAGCAAAGGAAGAAGGAGGAGAAGAAGGAGGAAGUGAAGGGUCUACUACUGCACCCUACAUGCUGAUUGCGGUGAAAUCCAUCCCUGCAGAUUUUGAGAAGCGUCAGGUGGUGCGUCGGACCUGGGGCAAGGAAGGAGUUUUCAAAAAUGGUGUGUCGAUCCGUACUGUUUUCCUGCUGGGGGUCCCCAGGAAUCGGACCGCUCUGCCUCUGUGGGAUCGGCUCCUGACCUACGAGAGUCAAACCUUUCGGGACAUCCUGCUGUGGGACUUUGAAGACACCUUCUUCAACCUGACGCUGAAGGAAACACAUUUUCUGAAAUGGGUCAACAGCAGCUGUCCUCAUGUCAAAUUCAUCUUCAAGGGCGACGCUGAUGUGUACGUCAACGUGGAGAAUAUACUAGAGAUGCUACACGGUCAGAAGCCAGACAAGGAUCUGUUUGUUGGCGAUAUUAUUAUCCACGCAAAACCUAUUCGCCGGCGCAGCUCCAAAUACUACGUGCCAGAGUUCGUUUACGGAGGGGGUUUGUACCCGAAUUACGCUGGAGGAGGAGGCUUCGUCAUGUCGGGACAUACAGCACGGAGACUUAGCUCUGCCUGUCAGCAGGUGGAGUUGUUCCCCAUUGAUGAUGUCUUUUUGGGAAUGUGCCUCCAGCUGAUCGGUGUCAAACCAUCACGUCACCAGGGUUUUCGGACCUUCGGAAUACCCCGACCGUCUGCAGCGCCUCACCUUCAGACUUUCGAUCCGUGUUUUUACAGAGAACUCAUGGUUGUUCACAGCCUCAGUGUUCCUCAGAUCUGGCUUAUGUGGAACCUCCUGCACGACCCCAAUCUGAGCUGCCACAACAGGACCAGCCCGACGUCCUGGCCCUUUAAGUGGAAGGACAAGCUCGGAGAGGAGACGGACUACGAUGAGAAGCAGGUGUUUGUCACGCAUUAGCUCCUGCAGGACCGAGUGAGAUAUGCAAAAGCCCCAGUGAGGAUAAACUGGUUAUAAAGCGGGAUCUGUGGCUGACUUGAAAGGCUUGAGAUGUGCUCAAAAGUGCAGUUGAGUCAUAUGAGACUUUAUCCGAGCUGGCAGAUUGUCUUUGGGGAAAUGAAUUGGCAAAGGCCUAAUGUGCUUCAGAUUUUCAGCGAGGAAGCCCAAAGAGAAUUUAGGCUUUUUUCCAUCCGAGCCCAUCUGUGUGUUCAUACAGUGAUUGUGAAACAAUCAUGCAGCAAGACCUUGAUUUGCAAAGAAGAUUGUGAGAAGACUUUUGAAUGUGUAAUCUUCAGAAUGUAUUGCGUUGUUAUUGUUUGCACAGAAACACGGUGAGACCCACAACAUGACGACGUGGUUAGCUGGUUUAACCCCAUCUGAGCGCAAAUGCAUCUGUGUGUCUGUUUCAGUGUUUCACAGUUGGUAAGAGACAUAGACCUAGACUAGAAAACAUACAGCCUUUUUUUCUCUUCAAAAACUGUAAACAGGAAACCAAAUAUUCAAACUACAUACACAAAACCUCGAACUCUUUUGGCAAAAUCAAACACUCGUCUCAAAACCAUUUUGUUUUUGCUCACGAUUCAAACAAUGCUCUCAGAUCAUGCACACAGGCAGUGCGUAUAUAAACAGUGAGCAGGCAUUUACAUCAACAGACAGAAAACACAGUGUUAGGGUAUGCAGCUUUUCAUUGUGUUUAAGUAACACAUUUUGCUUCUUUUUUUUAAAAAAAAAAAAAAACUUAAAAAAUAUAUAUUCAGAACCUCUCAUCUUUUUGCUGGUUUUAGGCCAAAAGAUCUCAUCCACAUUGCAGACAGUGUUCUUCAUUAUGAGGCAACAGAGGAAAAAACCCUGGUGUGCUGGAUCCAGUCUAUACCACAGUCAGUACAUUUACAUGAUGUUAGAAAAAGUCGAAUUAUUGUGUUAGUCCAACUAAA
Plectropomus leopardus (leopard coralgrouper) is the source of this 2905-nucleotide messenger RNA. RefSeq names its product UDP-GlcNAc:betaGal beta-1,3-N-acetylglucosaminyltransferase 9 (gene b3gnt9). The record is from RefSeq and is a predicted model, not a curated record. NCBI's taxonomy places the organism in Eukaryota, Metazoa, Chordata, Actinopteri, Perciformes, Serranidae. Gene Ontology annotation, biological process: protein O-linked glycosylation; poly-N-acetyllactosamine biosynthetic process. Gene Ontology annotation, cellular component: Golgi membrane. Gene Ontology annotation, molecular function: hexosyltransferase activity; UDP-glycosyltransferase activity.